Molecule: messenger RNA, 2230 nt
Organism: Contarinia nasturtii (swede midge)
Lineage: Eukaryota; Metazoa; Arthropoda; Insecta; Diptera; Cecidomyiidae
Product: eIF-2-alpha kinase GCN2-like
Exons: 5
Coding region: 215-2095 (626 amino acids)
Biological process (GO): protein phosphorylation
Cellular component (GO): cytosol
Molecular function (GO): eukaryotic translation initiation factor 2alpha kinase activity; ATP binding
Source: RefSeq, a predicted model, not a curated record
UUCAUGUAUUUGCAUGCACCGACAGGAAAACAUGCAAUAAAUGUUUAUAAAAUCAACCGAAAAAAGACAUGGAUUGAAUUGUGUUCAGUUUGACAUUUCACAAUUUUUUUUCUUAAAAUUUAAAAUAUUUAAAUAAGAGAAAAAAAAAUUGUUCCGUGCAAUUUGUGUAUUAAAAUAAGUUUGUGACUGUGAUAUUCUCAACUUGAAAUUGAAGAUGCUUUCAAACCAGGGAAUAACUUUUGAGAAUGGAAACGUGUAUCAUCAAAUACAGUAUUUGGGUGCAUCGAAAAAAGGAUGCAAUUCGUACAAGGCUCAAUCAAGUGAUGGAAAAGAUGUUUUCAUAACAACAUGGAAGUUUGACCUUGAGUCAAUCAAACGCAAAUGUCCAAUUUCAUGCGCUCAAAUAUCGAUUGAAAGUGAAUGCUCUAAUCAUGGUGAUAACGUCGUCGAAGCAUUCCAAGCGCGAGCUAAAUUUAUCAUCGAAAAUGUUAAGCAUUCGAAUUUGGUGCGUUACUUAGACGUAAAUUGUGAAAUUUUGGAUGGUUAUCUUACGGUGAAUUUGGUGCAAGAAUACAUUGAAGGAGUCAGUGUUAAGUGCAUGAGCGAUCAAGGGAUUUUACCGAGCCUUUCGCCAAUUGCCGAAUGGUUAUUGAAAGCGAUUUCAUAUUUACACAGCAUGAAUCCCAGCAUAACACACGGCUACAUAAACGAUGGUUCGAUAUUUCUUGGCAAAUCAGCUAGAUAUCAUGUUGGCGACUACCAUCUGAUACCGUACCUCAUGUAUUUGAAAGGCACGUUAUCUUCAGUGCAAACAGUUACUGACAUUCGUGCACUGGGAUCUUUGGUUGCAACAAAACAUGAAAUCGUUGAUAGUUUCGCUCGAGAUUUCAUAAAAAUGUGUCAAUGUGAACAAUCAAAGGAUCUAUUGAAACAUGCAUACUUAUCCAAUGUUCACACUGGUGACGCAAACACCAUCUAUGACGGGCCGUUCUUAAAUCAUUUUCAAAUCAUAGAAAAAUUGGGAGAAGGGGCGUAUGGAAGUGUGCUUAAGGUAAAUGCAGUUCAAGCACAAGGUAAAUGUGGCCAAGAAUAUGCAUUGAAACUAAUCACAUUGCCGACGGGUAGCAAAGGAAAAUACGAUAAGGUCAAACGUGAAGUCGAACUUAUUUCACAAUUAAAUCAUGAAAAUGUGGUGAAAUACAUAACUAGUUGGGAGCAAACUGUGGAUGCACUGGAAUUGAAGAAUCGAUUUGACAUAACAAUAUUCAACGGAGAAUAUAAUUCAGCUUCUUCAUAUGAUUCAUCGACGUCUGCAAAUGAUGGUCCACAAUAUGCCGAUACGAUAAUCAUUCAAAUGGAAUUAUGUGAAAUGGAUCUAAGGAGGGCAAUCAAGAAAUGUCACAAUCGAAAAGAGUCAAUGUGUCGUUCAUGGCUUGAAGAUAUAGUGUGCGGUUUGGCAUAUCUUCAUUCAUUGGGAAUAAUUCAUCGUGAUUUAAAUCCGCAAAAUAUUUUCCUGACUUUUAAUGGUCGUAUGAAAAUUGCUGACUUCGGUUUGGCCACCACAAUCGAUUUAAUUUUGAAACAACGUGAAAGAGACAAUCCAGUCACCAAUAGCGCCAAUGCCCGAAGUUCACAAACUGGACUUGUAGGAACUUCAUACUAUAUAGCACCCGAAUUGAGAGAUCAAGAGGCAUCGAAUGCGACCUAUGGAAAUAAAGCCGAUAUCUAUUCAUUGGGCAUGAUUUUUUUCGAAAUGAUUCAUCCACCAUUCACAACUGAUAUGGAAAGACAUGUCGUUUUGACCGAUGCAGGCCGCAAAAUAUUUCCAGAUUUCAUGGAAGAUUCAGAUGAUCCGUUAUUCAUCAUCAUUAAAAAAAUGCUGGCGCACGAACCAGAGACUCGACCAACCGCGGAUAGUAUUGUUUGCGAUUUCAUACUUGCCUGUUUGAAAGACGAAGGAUUUGAGGACGAUGCAUUCAUAAAGAACCGUUCAUUGUCGCUUAAUGGAAUCCAACCAGAAUUACCAUUGAACUCAAAUAGUGAAUCUGAAUAUGAGUACGAUGGAAAUGAAUCUAACAUUUCCUACUCUAAAUAAAAAAAAACUUGUAGAUAUCACUGGCCAGUUCCAUGAACACUUUGUAUUCCAACUUUGGAAGCAUCCAACUUUUCGUAAAGUUCUUUCUAGACAUUCGAUCUCCUAAAAUGGUAUUAUUUAAAAAAAAAAUUGUGU